GUAAUCACUGAGAGGCCACCAAGGCUGGGUGUAGGUCAUAUUUAGUGUGAAUACGUUGUUGAAGCAAGAUUAAAAUGCUCUCUGUGCAGCACAGUUUAUUUGUCCGAUGGUCUUUAGCUUUACUUUUGAGCUUUUUUGUACUGAUGGACAUCUGCAGCCUACAACCAGAGGGUGAAGAGUUAAACGGGUUUGCUGCGUGGAAUGAUGCCAGGCUGGUGGAUGGAGACAGCCGCUGUUCCGGCAGGCUGGAGAUGAAGAAUCAGAGCCAGUGGAGAACGCUGAUCUUCAGCAAUAGGGACGAAGAGGACAAUGUCUGGUAUGGAGAAGUGGCAUGCAGGCAGAUGGGCUGUGGCUCUGCAGUUACCAUAACGCAAAUCGAACACAAAACAGAUCAACCGACAUGGGAGAUGAACUUCUCCUGCGAGGGUACCGACUCCACCCUGAAGGAGUGCAGGAAACCUAUAAGACAAAGAUAUACGGAGGAGAUGUUUAACUCUACCUACAUUCUGCAGGUGGUCUGCUCAGAGUCUGUGAGGCUCUUCACCAUAUCAAGACACUGCUCCGGCAUCGUGGAGGUGAAGUCUGACCAGGGUUGGGUUUCGGUGUGUGAGGAGGGCUUCGACUCGGAGACUAAGAAGUUGUUCUGCAGGGAGCUCGGCUGUGGGAAUCCAGGGCAGUUUUGGGGGUCACCUGUCAAAAGAGAAGGAACAGCUGUAACCAAACAAUUCCAGUGCAAAGGCAAUGAGUCUCACCUGGAGGACUGUGUCAGCUCAGUGAGAAGGAACUGCAAACCAGUAGCUGGAUUACAAUGCUCUCAAGGAAACGCUAUGAGGCUGGUGGGAGGAGAGACUCCCUGUAGAGGCAUACUGGAGGGACAGCACAAUGCAGAGUGGAGGCCUCUGACAAGCCCUUGGUAUUCCCAUGAAGUAGGAUAUCCCAAUGUUUGUGAGAAGAUAGGAUGUGGAAAUUUAAUCUCAUUGUCAGACAAUCAACUUCCAAAUUAUCACCCCAUGUGGAUGGUGACAAGGACAUGUUACGAUGAUUCUUCAUUUUGCACGAGUUGGGAUGGGCUACAUUCGAACUCCAACGUGGCUGUGUCUUGUACAGAGGGAGUGAGACUAGUAGAUGGAUCCAACAGAUGCUCAGGCAAACUAGAGGUGAAGUCUGGACAAUCGUGGCGUCCAGUUUGUGAGUCUUUCCUCACUGCGGAGACAGUAUUCGUCACCUGUAGAGGGCUGGAGUGUGGUUUCCCCCAUGAAUAUUUUGGACAGCGGGAUCCUGGCAGCUUUGCAGAAAAUACAGACUUCACCAUGAUUCCCAUCUUUAACUGUUCAGGAACAGAGAAGCAUCUUAAAGACUGUCCCUCCACAGUGAUCAAUGCCACAGCAGAGGUGAUGGGUUCAUGCUUUGAAGCCAGAAUAAAAUGUAAAGGACAUCCACCUUCACCAAGCAUCAUGUUUUAUACUGGGCACGGCUCAAAGUCUCGGUCUCCACUGAAGGUUUUCCAGGGCCAUGGCUUUGCUGUCUCCUGCUCCAGGAAUUCACCUUACAGCAUUCUCUCCUUCCGCCUGACGUUAGCAGAUCAGUCAGUGCAGAUCCAGUCUCCUGUUGACCAGGAGGCCAUCUUCAUCUUUCCUGCUGCUGAAAAGACACAUCAAGGGGUGUACCGGUGUGAAUACAACUUAAAGGCCAGUCCAGACGUUUUCUCAGAGCCGGCAUAUGUCUCUAUUAGCGUGCAAGAGAACAACAAUUUGAGGCUGGUGAACGAGGAGAGUCGUUGUGCUGGUAGACUUGAGCUGGAGCAUCAGAAGGAGUGGAGGCCAGUGAGCCACCGUCACUCGUGGAGCCUGAAGGAAGCGGCUGUGGUGUGCAGACAGCUCGGAUGUGGCUCUGUCUUCUCCACCCGUACAGUUGAAGAGUCCCCUGAACUUCAGCCUAGGUGGCGAUUUUAUUCAGACUGUGACGGCUCAGAAAGCGCACUGAUGAGCUGCGGGAUGGUGAGGAAGUGGCCCUCUUCCUCUACAGUGGAAGUUUUCUGUUCAGACAUCCUGCUUCAACCAGACAUUUCUUUUUUCUCCAUAAUGAGUGACGAAGCUGACAACAAGUCACAGACGGCUGUGCUAUACAAAGGCUACAGCUUCACCUUCACCUGCUCUGUGAAGCCACAGUACCCUGGAGGUUACUUCAGUCUCAUCUUUAACCAAACUAAAAGCAUCACCAAACCAGCUUCCAAUCACUCGGCACACUUCAUGUUUCCAGCUGCAGACAAGGCUAACCAAGGGAACUACAGCUGUGUUUAUCACAACUUUAUCUUUAAUAGCAACUUCUCUUCUGAGAGCCAGACCUUCUCUGUCACUCUUGAAGAUGAAUCUAUCAACGUGAUUUUGGACGAUGGCGUGCUCAGAGAGGAUGACAGCAAGCCCUGUGCUGGUAAAGUGCUGGUGAGCUUUGAGGAUGAGAUGAUGCUGCUGAGUGCGGAGACAACAGUGUGGAACCUGAAACAUGCAUCAGUGGUGUGCAGACAGCUGGGCUGUGGUUCUGCUGUUGCCACCAAAGAGAUCAAACUUCCCCAUAAAAAAUUAAUGGCACGAUUCUUCUCUGACUGUGAUGGGUCUGAGUCUGCACUGCUUGACUGUGGGACUGUGCUGCCAUGGUACUCAUCCUCUGCUGUUGAGGUUGUCUGCACAGGCCAUUAGGAUGGAGCAGACAAGGACUGAAGACGUGUCUGUGAGAACCAGAGAGGGUCUUCAAAAUAUCCGGCGGAGAUGAAAAGAUGCAACACACGAACAAUCUCUAUUUUUACUUUUUUGUAUAGAAAUUUUCCUGUUAGUCAUGCUUAGUGGAGGUUUCUUAAAUGUGAAAAACAUAAAAUUAUUUGUAGCUGCACUCCUUCGUUUCCUGAAAACAAAGGCACAUAAAGUUACAUAAAUGUUUUUAUAAAACUA
This is a messenger RNA of Cheilinus undulatus (humphead wrasse), 2945 nucleotides long. Its product is annotated as scavenger receptor cysteine-rich type 1 protein M130-like. Lineage: Eukaryota; Metazoa; Chordata; Actinopteri; Labriformes; Labridae. The record is from RefSeq and is a predicted model, not a curated record. Bases 75 to 2696 code for a protein of 873 amino acids. The transcript has 10 exons. Gene Ontology annotation, cellular component: membrane.